Molecule: messenger RNA, 2825 nt
Organism: Procambarus clarkii (red swamp crayfish)
Lineage: Eukaryota; Metazoa; Arthropoda; Malacostraca; Decapoda; Cambaridae
Product: Krueppel-like factor 2
Biological process (GO): regulation of transcription by RNA polymerase II
Molecular function (GO): RNA polymerase II cis-regulatory region sequence-specific DNA binding; DNA-binding transcription factor activity, RNA polymerase II-specific
Source: RefSeq, a predicted model, not a curated record
AUGUGGCAUGAUAUAGAGACUGUCCUCUUGGGGGAUAUCAAAUUCUCCACCACCGAUAGCACCAACCCUGCCUUCACGCCUCCCGCCCACCCACACCCGCCCACGCACCCACAGCCGCCCACACAGCCGCCCACACACCCACAGCCACAUCUACACCCACAGCCCCACACCCAGGUACACCCACUGACACAUCAACUCUUACAUCACUCGCCCAGCCACCCACAGCCGCCCACGCCCACCCACCAGCCGCCCACACAGCCAGCCACCACCUCGCCAGUGGCCGGAGUGCCCACAGCAGGUGUGGGCGUGUGUCAGGCCGCCCCCCGCACCCACUCGCCUGCAUCAGGAGACGUGGGCGGCGCCAGCUACCCGCCCACCUUCCCCGCCCACCAGUGGCGCGUCAAGAGUGAGUACGGGGAGCAGGUGGCGCCAGAGGCCAGCUGGGAGUACAAGGACAGUACCUCCUGGACCGAGUACUAUCCGGCUACUGACCCCGGCCUGCAGUACGGCUACUUCCCCUCUACCCCGCCCUAUCCGGCCGACCUCUACCCACCCUCCAGCUCCACCCAGCCGCCCUAUCCGCCAGGACUAUCCGCCAUAUCCACCAAUCCACUCCUGACGCCGCCGUCAUCGCCCUCCCUCAUGGGUGGCCAUGUGCCACCUGGCCUCAGUGGCCCUCUGCCGCCCAACAUGGCCACCUGCCUGCCCAUCGGGCUCCCACACGGCUUCCCGACGGCCCCGACGCAGCAGCAGCCGCCCAGCAAGCCCAAAACCCGACGCAGACGCACGUGGACGCGACGCAAGGCCAUCAUCCACACCUGCAGCCACACCGGCUGCGCCAAGACGUACGCCAAGUCGUCACACCUGAAGGCACACAUGAGGACCCACACCGGAGAGAAGCCCUACACCUGCGACUGGAAGGGUUGCGGCUGGAAGUUCGCGCGCUCCGACGAGCUCACGCGACACUACCGCAAGCACACGGGUGACAGACCCUUCCAGUGCCGCCUCUGUGAGCGGGCUUUUUCUCGCUCAGACCACCUUAGUCUGCACAUGAAGCGGCACAUGGCCCUCUGAAGCUGUCAUGAAGCGUCACAUGGCCCUCUGAAGCUGUCAUGAAGCGUCACAUGGCCCUCUGAAGCUGUCAUGAAGCGUCACAUGGCCCUCUGAGGCUGUCAUGAAGCGUCACAUGGCCCUCUGAAGCUGUCAUGAAGCGUCACAUGGCCCUCUGAAGCUGUCAUGAAGCGUCACAUGGCCCUCUGAAGCUGUCAUGAAGCGGCACAUGGCCCUCUGAAGCUGUCAUGAAGCGUCACAUGGCCCUCUGAAGCUGUCAUGAAGCGUCACAUGGCCCUCUGAAGCUGUCAUGAUGCGUCACAUGGCCCUCUGAAGCUGUCAUGAAGCGUCACAUGGCCCUCUGAAGCUGUCAUGAAGCGUCACAUGGCCCUCUGAAGCUGUCAUGAAGCGUCACAUGGCCCUCUGAAGCUGUCAUGAAGCGUCACAUGGCCCUCUGAGGAUGUCAUGAAGCGGCACAUGGCCCUCUGAAGCUGUCAUGAAGCGUCACAUGGCCCUCUGAAGCUGUCAUGAAGCGUCACAUGGCCCUCUGAGGCUGUCAUGAAGCAUCACAUGGCCCUCUGAAGCUGUCAUGAAGCGUCACAUGGCCCUCUGAAGCUGUCAUGAAGCGUCACAUGGCCCUCUGAAGCUGUCAUGAAGCGUCACAUGGCCCUCUGAAGCUGUCAUGACGCGUCACAUGGCCCUCUGAAGCUGUCAUGAAGCGGCACAUGGCCCUCUGAAGCUGUCAUGAAGCGGCACAUGGCCCUCUGAAGCUGUCAUGAAGCGUCACAUGGCCCUCUGAAGCUGUUAUGAAGCGGCACAUGGCCCUCUGAAGCUGUCAUGACGCGUCACAUGGCCCUCUGAAGCUGUCAUGAAGCGUCACAUGGCCCUCUGAAGCUGUCAUGAAGCGGCACAUGGCCCUCUGAAGAUGUCAUGACGCGUCACAUGGCCCUCUGAAGCUGUCAUGAAGCAUCACAUGGCCCUCUGAAGCUGUCAUGAAGCGGCACAUGGCCCUCUGAAGCUGUCAUGACGCGUCACAUGGCCCUCUGAAGCUGUCAUGAAGCGGCACAUGGCCCUCUGAAGCUGUCAUGACGCGUCACAUGGCCCUCUGAAGCUGUCAUGAAGCGGCACAUGGCCCUCUGAAGCUGUCAUGAUGCGUCACAUGGCCCUCUGAAGCUGUCAUGAAGCGGCACAUGGCCCUCUGAAGCUGUCAUGAAGCGGCACAUGGCCCUCUGAAGCUGUCAUGACGCGUCACAUGGCCCUCUGAAGCUGUCAUGAAGCGUCACAUGGCCCUCUGAAGCUGUCAUGAAGCGUCACAUGGCCCUCUGAAGCUGUCAUGACGCGUCACAUGGCCCUCUGAAGCUGUCAUGACGCGUCACAUGGCCCUCUGAAGCUGUCAUGAAGCGGCACAUGGCCCUCUGAAGCUGUCAUGACGCGUCACAUGGCCCUCUGAAGCUGUCAUGAUGCGUCACAUGGCCCUCUGAAGCUGUCAUGACGCGGCACAUGGCCCUAUGAAGCUGUCAUGAAGCGGCACAUGGCCCUCUGAAGCUGUCAUGACGCCUCACAUGGCCCUCUGAAGCUGUCAUGAAGCGGCACAGGGCCCUCUGAAGCUGUCAUGAAGCGGCACAGGGCCCUCUGAAGCUGUCAUGACGCGUCACAUGGCCCUCUGAAGCUGUCAUGACGCCUCACAUGGCCCUCUGAAGCUGUCAUGACGCCUCACAUGGCCCUCUGAAGCUGUCAUGAACCGUCACAUGGCUCUCUAAGCCGUCACAUGUCAC